Messenger RNA from Sander lucioperca (pikeperch), 551 nucleotides. It is a transcript of the gene ss18l2, whose product is annotated as ss18, like 2. The coding region runs from base 192 to 476 and encodes 94 amino acids. Gene Ontology annotation, biological process: positive regulation of transcription by RNA polymerase II. NCBI's taxonomy places the organism in Eukaryota, Metazoa, Chordata, Actinopteri, Perciformes, Percidae. The record is from RefSeq and is a predicted model, not a curated record. The transcript has 4 exons. Gene Ontology annotation, cellular component: nucleus. Gene Ontology annotation, molecular function: transcription coactivator activity.
GGUUAAGAGAAAAUAGUACUUUUUAGUUCAGGAUUGCUAGACUAUAGCUCUCCGGAAGAUGGCGGUAGUACAACAAGAAUGACAUGGUCGUCGAUCAAUACAAUCAAAGAAGAAGACAAAGUAACGCAGAAAUAGGGUUCUGUUGUAAAAACACAAACAAGUGGCAAACCAACUACGAUUAGCUACACAAAAUGUCGAUUGUCUUUGUGCCAAAGAAACUCCGAGGAAAGGCGAAAAUUAACCAAGAAACAAUACAGAGGUUGCUGGAUGAAAACGACCAGUUAAUACGAUGCAUCACUGAGUACAUGCAGAAAGGACGAGCAGUGGAAUGUGUACAAUACCAACAGAUCCUGCACCGCAACAUCGUAUAUUUGGCAACCAUAGCUGAUGCCAGCCCAGACAACACGAUUCCCUCCUCAAAUUCUACAUCUAAUGAAACCUCAACACCAACUGUGAAUGGGCAUGGAGGGACAUGAUGAUGGCAGCUUCUGUCAGUGGAGAUGGGAUGUCAAAUAUUUGACAAUGUGGUUGGGAACGAUUUUACAUGACAA